Molecule: messenger RNA, 8407 nt
Organism: Orbicella faveolata
Lineage: Eukaryota; Metazoa; Cnidaria; Anthozoa; Scleractinia; Merulinidae
Biological process (GO): establishment of mitotic spindle orientation
Cellular component (GO): cell cortex
Molecular function (GO): GDP-dissociation inhibitor activity; G-protein alpha-subunit binding
Source: RefSeq, a predicted model, not a curated record
UUUGAGCAUGGGAUGCACCUUAAGAUCGGUUAGCACUCAGUUCGUUAUUUUGGGUUUACUCUGAAACUGUAGAAUAUUGUGUCUUGCGAUUUUCGUUUUCAAACUAAAUUCCCAUUUCGUAUUGCAUAUGACACAUCGAUCACUAACCAGAAACAAGCGAAUUAGAAAACGUUAAUUAGAGAACAAGAUUUUUGCUAAAGAAUUGAAAACAAUAGUCGCUCUUUUUUCGGGAAAAAGCUUCAUGAAAAGAAACAGAUAGGAUUUAAGCGUGCCUACGGUUUUUUGGCAUCAAGUCCGAGAUCACUAGUUGUAGCUGUUUUCAAUGUUUACAUCCUGUAUCUGGAGUAUAUAUUGUGUAGUAUCUCAGUUGAAAGGUUAAAAUGUCCAGUUCAUAAAUUCAUUUAUUGUAAACUUAGGAAACUGGAAUGCUAUUAGUACAAUUUAUCAUGGACGGGUCUCGGCAUAAUUCAGACAAGCUAAGGCUUCUCAAAACCCCUUCUUUAAUAAGUCGUUCUUUGAAAUAAACUCUACAAUAAACCCGUUUUCUCGCCUUUUUAUUCCUUGACUGUAUGAAUGCCGCAAAACUGAAAGUGAACGAGCUCGUAGCUUGACAAUUGCAUGUCUCAUUUUGACUGGCUGGGAACUUCCCAACACAAAUAGAUCAAGCUAGCGAGGACAUCAAAAGAAGUUUUCAAGCAUAGAUUAUAGCUUCCCCUGAGCCAAAUGGAGAAAGAGAAAUAUACACGGCAUUUAUAGCUUCCAGGAGGACAUAUCAUAAUGAUGUAGGGAAAGUCUGCAUUCCAGCUUACAUGCCAAUCCACAGCGGCUGUUUAUAUAACGAGCGUUUCCAACCUCUGCAUGCGGAGAAGAGAGCAUCAUUCCGAUGUAAAACAGGCUAGAACCAAGUUUCUCGGGGAGGCAAUCGCUCGGGUGGAAUCUGGGCACGACGAAGAGACCUCCCGAUUACAUUUUCAUUACUUUCGCUUUCGUAGCUUUCUUCGUAUUCGGCAAUACUGAACUCUUUAUCUCUCAAACAACUGCUUGCAGCUUACACACAGGUGAGUGACAAGAUACAAUGCUUAACCAACCUUCUAGUAUGAUGGUCUGUUUCACUAGCAGAUCUAAAGAAUUCAGUGUACAGUAUUAUUGAAAGUAUCAUCAAACUGCGAGUACAUUUCAGUCUCCCAUUAAACCAAACAAUAAAGCCUUAACGCUUUACCUUUCUUAUAACUUUGGCCUCUGAAAUAUAAUUAAGGCCAGGAUAAGAUAAGAUCUUUGAGAGUCUUCAUAAUCAAUGUCAACAGGCCAGAGCAACUGUGAAAUAAGCAACCGUGGAAAGAACUUGCAUUGUAUCACUUGUACGGCUUCCGGGUUUUGCCGGAUACAUCUACGGUGAAUUAAAUAUGCGAUCCAUCUCAUAAAUUGACUGAAUUUCCAUGGCGUUUAUUCACAUUAUAAGUACAGAUUUUGACAGGAGACCCUCAGCAGGUCAGUUUAUUCUAUCAGUUCGUAUUUAUAUAGCCUACUUCAGUUUUCUGCAAAUCGAUCGAUCGAUUUUGACUUCGCAUUCAACUUCACAACUAGUGAAAUUAAUUGCUUGUUAUUUGUCACACACUGCAUGGGUUUGAUUAUGGAAAUAAUGCCGUCAACCAGCUCUACAGUAGGGAUUCUAGAUCUUAGCCUUUUAAAUGUUAUGCGUCAGAAUUUAAUUCUAGAGUCUCAACACCGAUCGUCAGCGUGUUUUCUUUAUUUCAUUGAUCAGUGCAGUUGCCUUCUAGCGCUUGAGUUACUCUGAGGUCUUCAGGGAGGCAUUGGUGUCAUUACAAACCUCAUUUGUCUCUCAGUCUCAUUAAACAGGAACUACUUGCCAUGGAGAAAGUGGAGAAAAUAAUUGAAGCCUUAAAACUCUACAAGGAAACCGGGCACAAAGAGGCAGAGGGGAACUCUUACAUCGACCUCGGGAGCCUCUACCAUGAUCUAGGUCAACAAGAGAAAUCCAUCGAGUAUUUUGAAAAAUCGCUCUCGGUUUUUAGCGAAAUCGGAAACAAAGCUGGAGAAUUGAGUACAUGCAGCAAGCUUGGAGGCGCCUAUGAUUCUCUUGGCAGGCAUAACAAAUCCAUCGAGUAUUUCGAAAAAGCGCUCUCAUUAAGCAAAGAAGUUGAAGACAGAAGAGAAGAAGGGGAAGCGCACAGAAAUCUUGCUGGCGCAUUCUAUGCUCUCAGUUUGCACGGUAAAUCGAUUGAGCAUAUUGAAAAUGCACUUAUGAUAAGUGUAGAAAUUGGCAACAAAAGUCUACAAGGAGAUUCGUACAGCGAGCUCGGUCAAGUGUAUUACUCUACUGGUCACUAUGACAAGGCCAGAUCUAACUUCGAGAAAGAGCUGAAAAUAAGACAAGUACUAGAAGACAAACGCGGCGAGGGGCGAUGUUGCAAUCUUCUUGGUAAUGUUUACCAUGCUCUCAGUCAGUAUGAGAAAUCCAUCGAUUGCCAAAAGAACGCUCUGAAGAUAAGCGAAGAAACCGAAGACAGGAAAGGAGAAGGGAAUGCUUACAACAGCCUCGGCGAAGUGCACCGUGCUCUUGGCGAGUAUGAUACAUCGCUCAGAUACUUGCAGCAAGGUCUUGAAAUAAGCAAGGAAUCGCGCAAUAAACCCGGAGAAGGUAUGUUCUACAGCAGUCUUGCCACAGUUUUUCUUGCCCUCGGUGAAUAUGAGAAAGCGAUGGAUAACUCUACCAAAAGUCUUGAAAUUUGUACAGAGAUAGGAAACACACGCGGGAAAGGCAAAUCUUACAGCAACAUGGCUGCAGCAUAUAAAGCCCUUGGUCAAUCCCAAAGAUGUCUGGAGUAUUAUGAAAAAAGCCUCGAGAUCGCCCAAUCUCUGGGAGACAAACAUGGAGAAGGAACGAUGUACAAUAAUCUUGGUACGAUGUUUUAUGCUCUUAGUCAAUACGAGAAAUCGUUAAACUACUACCAGAAAGGCAUUGAGGUCUUCAAAGAAAUAGGAGACAGACAUGGACAAGGAAGAGCCUACCUAAACCUCGGUAACGUACAUGAAGCUCUUGCUAAUUAUCAAAAGUCGCUGGACUCACUACAGGAAUCUCUAGAAAUCAGUCAAGAAAUCGGGGACAAAGAGGCCGAAGGGGUGACUUACAGCAGCAUUGGUGACGUAUAUAGCUCUCUUGGCCAGUUUGAGAAGUCCAUUGAAUGUCAGGCGAAAGCCCUUGAAAUCUACGAAACGACUGGGGGAAAGGAAAGGAUGGGAGAAUCGUAUAACAAGCUAGGCAGCGUUUACAGUGAUCUCGAACGGUACCAAGAGGCAUUGGUCUAUUACGAGAAAGGUCUUGAGAUAAGAAAAGCGAUCGGUAGUAAGCAAGGACAAGCAGCAUCAUACAACAACUUUGGCAGCGUCUACUACGAGCUCGGCCAGUAUGAGAAGUCAAUCCAGAAUCACGAGGAGGCGCUGGCUAUCAGGAAAGAAAUUGGCGACAGACGAGGGGAAGGGACAUCUUACAACAACCUCGGUAGUGUAUACAGCAAAUUACAGCAGUAUGACAAAGCAGUUGAUUAUUUCAAGAAAAGCCUCGAAAUCAGUGAAGAGAUUGGCAAUAAGCUGGGUGAGAUAGCAUCCCAAGGUCAUCUGUGUCUCUUGUGGUACGCUCGUGGGCAAUAUGGAAAGGCGAUUGAGAGUGAGGAAAGGGCACUUGCUGUAAAAGAAGCCAUUGACGACAAACGUGGAGUGGUUACCUCGUGCGUCAAUCUUGCAAGUAUUUACCACGAACAUAGCCAAUAUGAAAAAUGUAUCGGGCAGUUUAAGAAAGCUAUUCAAGUCAGCGAAUCCAUGUGUGACAAGCAACAACUACUACAACUGUACACCAAUCUUGGUGAUGUGUAUAAAGCUCUGGGCCAGUAUAAAGAAGCGAUUGAGUGCCACAUGGAAGUCCUCGACAUCUGCGAAACACUGUGUGACAAAAAGGAAGAAGAAGCAUCAUGUAGCAAGCUCAGUAUUCUGUAUAAAGCUCUUGGCCAAUACGAUAAAUCUGUCAAAUACAGAGAGAAAGCCCUGGAAAUCUGCAAAACUCUACCGGGAUAUAAACCAGCAGAAGGAAGAUCCCACGAGCUUCUUGGUAUCUUGUACCAUGCUGUCGGUCAAUUUGAGAAGUCAGUUGAGUGCGCAGAGAAGGCAAUCGAGAUUUUUAGAACGACUGGUUUCAGAGGGGCUGAAGGAAGAUCAUACAGCCAACUUGGAAAUCUUUAUUAUGAUAUCGGCCAGUAUCAAAAGGCUGUUGAAAAUCAUGAGAAGAGUCUCGAAAUCCGGAAAGCCAUUGGUGACAAGAAAGGAGAAGGAACCUCCCACAAUAAUCUAGGCUCCGCGUACUGUGCACUCAAUGAGAUCAAGAAGUCUAUCGUAUCCUGUAACAGAAGUCUUGAAAUCAGAAAAGAAAUUGGGGACAAAGAAGGGGAAAUAACGUCCUACAAUAACCUCGGUCUUGUCUACCUACUACUUGGGCACCAUGAAAAGUCAAUUGAAUGUCAAGAGAAGGCGCUUGAAAUCAGCAAGGAAAUUAAGGACAAACAAGGAGAAGGAACGUCAUACACCAACCUUGGUGUUGUGUAUCACUCUAAAUGGGAAUAUGAGAAGUCACUCUGUUACGAAGGGAAGGCACUCGCGAUCUAUAAAGAAGUUGGCGAUAAAGUACGAGAAGGAAUUUCUUACAACAACCUUGGCAUAUUAUAUUACAUUUUUGGUCAACAUCAGAACUCUGUUGACUGUUUUGAAAGGGCUCUUAACAUCAAGAAAGAAUUCGGAGACAAAGCAGGGCAGGAAUCGUGUCACAGCAGCCUUAGCCUUUUGUAUAUCACCACCGGCGACUAUGAGAAGUCUAUCGAGAAUCUAGAGGAAGCCCUUCAAAUUUGCUCAGCCGUCGGCAAUAGAGAAGGUGAAAUACGCUCCCACGAUGCGCUCGGUACAGCAAAUUAUUUUUCUCGCCGUUUAGAAAAAUCAAUCCAACACCAAGAGAAAGUGCUUGAAUUCAGUAAGGCAGCUGGAGACAGGAAAAGAGAAGGAACGUCUUACAGCAAUUUAGGCACAAUCUAUCAUGUUCAAAAGCAAUUUGAGAAAUCAGUUGAGUAUCAAGAGAUGGCGCUUAGCAUCUUUAAGGAGAUCGGAGACAAACAUGGAGAAGCAGCGUCGUGCAGCAACCUUGGCAGUACGUUUUGUGCCCUUAGUCAGUACGAGGAGUCCCUGUUGCAUCAUGAAAAAGCGUUAGGGAUCUGUAAAGAGAUUUAUGCCACAAGAGGAGAGUUGAGAUCUUACAAAGACCUUGGCAGUGCUUAUCAUCUUCAGGGCCAACUGGAAAAGUCUAUCUCGUGUUACACAAAAUGUCUGGAGAUCAGCAAAGAAAUUGGGGACAAGCAAGAAGAAGUUGCAUCCUACCAGAAUCUAUACACCUUAUGCAAUGCACUUGGCGAACACGAGGAAGCUUCCAUUUACCUAGAGAAAGCGCAGGCGAUUAAGCACGACUCUGGAGAGAGACAACAGGAAGGUCAAUCUGACGAGCGACCUGUUCAGUGUGUGUACUACAUUUGUGAUCUUUACGAAAAAUCUAUUGAGCGUGAAAAAUUCUCAUGUGGAAUCAUCGAUGCAGUCCGAGGAGUCGAUCCCAUUCCGAGAGAAUCUGGGGUGAAAAUUGAGAUGUCGAUCAAAUAUCACGAGAGAGAAGUGGAAAUCAGGAGAGCAACCGCUGACAGACAUGGAGAGGGAAGAUCCUACCGCGCUCUUGGAUACGAAUACAUCACUCUUGGCCAAUAUAAGACGUCUCUUGACUAUUUCGAGAAAGCAGUUGAAAUAAGCGAAGUGAUUGGCAGCAGGAAAGCCAAAUCACACUCUUACAGUGGCCUUGGUACUGUGUAUCUUGCUCUUGGCCAGUACGACAAAGCUCUGAAGUAUCAAAAGGAGUCAUUGAAAAUUGAUGAAGAGAUCGAAGACAAGGAUGGAGAAGGAGCAUCCUACACGAACCUGUCAGUCAUAUACCGUGCCUUCGGCCAAUAUGAAAAAGCAAUCGAGUAUCAAAACAAGGCACUCGAGAUCUGCAUUGAAAUACAAGACAGGAAAGGCGAGGCUGCAUCAUACAACAACCUCGGCAGUAUAUACAAUGCUCUUGGCCAAUAUGAUGCCUCAAUACAUUUUCAGGAGAAGGCUCUUAAAAUCAGAAAAGAUUUAGGCGACAGAGAAGGAGAAGGAAUUUCUUACGUCAACCUAGGCAAUGUUCAGUAUGCUCUUGGCCAGCAUGAGAAGGCCAUCGAGUACUUAGAAAGAGGACUUGAAAUCGUCAAAGAGACUGGAUUGAAAGGAAGAGAACACCUGGUUUUAUGCGGCUUAGCCAUGAGUCAUUUUCAGGAGAAAAGUUUCUCGAAAGCAUCCGACUAUUUCUUUGGGAGCAUUGAAGGCCACGAAAAUGUAAGAAAGUCUCUUAAAGAUGAAGACAAGCUCUCAUUAGAUGAUCAAAACAUUUCAUUUUACAAGGGACUGACAGAGACGUUGAUUUUCCUUGGUAAGGUAGAUGAUGCCCUCUGUACAGCGGAACGGGGACGGGCUCGUGCUCUCUUAGAUUUGCUAUACUCGAAUUUUGGAAUCCAGGAGGUUAAUAAAACAAGUGAAUUCACUCUGAGUUCGUUGGCAAGCCUCUUGGAAAAGCAGCGGAGUGAUUUUCUUUUCAUGAGCAUCAUAACGGAGCAAAUCUAUCUCUGGGUCAUGGAAAAGGGUGGCAAAAUAAACUUCAAGAUUGGAACAGAGCUAUCAGCAAAUGAGAAAGAAAAGUCUUUGCGAGAUCUUGUAGCGAUCACUUUGAAAUCCUUGCCAACAGACGACAGAGAAGAAUACGAUGACAGAUCCUUGUCAGCAUUCUAUGAAGACGAAUCAUCAACAGCAGAAGAACAAAGUGAAGCAACCAGUCAGCACCAUCUCCGAGGUAACGAAGAAGAAGAAAGAGGAGCCAAUCUAAAAAGGUUGUACCAAAUGAUCAUUGCGCCCAUUGCUGAUCUUAUCCAAGGUCCAGAGAUUGUCAUUGUCCCAGAAGGAGGACUGUUCUUGGUCCCAUUUGCAGCCUUGCAAGAUUCCGAUGGAAAUUACUUGUCACAAACAUAUCGAAUCCGCCUCACUCCCUCUUUGACAUCACUUCAGGUCAUUCAAAGUUUCCCAGAAAAUUACCAGUCUCAAACUGGGGCAUUGAUUGUGGGCGAUCCGACGGUUGGCCUUGUGGAAUUUGAUGGAAAAGUCGGGGUUUUGAAACCUCUACCAAAUGCCAGAACUGAAGCAGAUAUGGUCUCCCGGUAUGUUCCAGCACCAUAUUUCAAGCUUAUUGGAGAGCAAGCCACUAAGGCUGAAGUAUUGAAAAGAAUCCAGGAAGUAGGGCUAGUGCAUAUUGCAGCCCAUGGUGAUGCAGAGAGAGGAGAAAUUGCCCUUGCGCCAAAGGACCGUACCGCUGAAAUCGUCAAAAAGGGAGAUUUCAUGCUGACAAUGGAGGACGUAGCAAAAGUCGGCAUAAAGGCCAAGCUGGUAGUACUCAGCUGCUGUAAUAGUGGUCGUGGUAAGAUCAUGACAGCCGAGGGAGUUGUCGGAAUAGCUCGGGCGUUUCUUGGAUCUGGUGCUCGCUCCGUUUUGAUGUCGCUAUGGCCUGUUAACGAUGCAGCUACCAAAGUCUUCAUGAACGUGUUCUACAGGAGUUUAAUGCGGGACCAAAAGAGUGCAAGCGAGGCUCUUCACCUCUCUGUAAAGAAAUUAAGAGAGUCAGCAAUAUACAAGCACUUCAGGCACUGGGCUGCUUUUGUCCUCCUUGGAGACGAUGUUACAUUUGAUUGACGAAUGACUGGUGUGAGUAUCAGUAGUAUUAGGACUAAUUUUUACCCUGUAAUCUAUCGUAAUUUUCCUUCUGGUGUAACACCAUCCUGCUGGAAAUGCCUUCAUAUGUGGCAAGUCAACUGGACAUACAUGAGUAGCGUGUGUGUUACUUUCUCAACAAUUUGGUUUUCGGUUCAUAAUGGUGAGUUUAAAUCCGCGGAGAAAGCUGCAGUGAGGCAGUUCGCAUAUGGGUUAACUCGGGUCGCAUUUAUUUUAGGAAGAAAUGUCAAAAGCUUUCACUGACAGUAUAUCAAUAGCACUUUCUCACUUUUGCUCGUACUGAACAGUUCUGUCGACGGAAUAGCUCAUUCUCUUUCACUGGACGAUUAUUUUCGCGGAUGUAGCUAGGAUCGCCAUUCUUAAAAUUAAAAGGACUUCUUGGCUAUAAGAUAGGUAGCUAUUCAUUUCUAUGUGCAUAUUCUUAAUCCACUUGAGAACUUGAGAAUUGGUUUGGUUUAUUGAUGACAACUCAUUAGUUUCCCGGCAACGGCUCGUUUAAAAAUUAUCUUCA